UACAUGGUAUAUUGACAGGCGGAGAAUCAGCCACACGUAUUUCCCUUCCAACCAAAUUUGCCUUUUCCGUCCACACCAUAUUAUCCCCAACCUCCAUAACCACAAGUACCAUUUCUUCGAAGCUCCUUUCGGACGCAAGAUUCUUUCUACCUAUAGAAAUUCCAGAACGCUGCUGCGGCUCUUCUCACACAAAAUUCACAAGAUUCUUGGAGAAAGUAAAUAGCAGGAACUGAAGUAAUUGAUGAGGAAUUGUAAGAAUUGGAAGGACAGAGCGGCGGGGCCCAAUGCUAAAAAUUAGUAGUAGCAAGUAUGCAAGGAACAAUGGCUUCUCUGGCUCCGCUUGCGGGUUUGGGAAGUAGUGUAGUAACGGAAAGGUCCCGGUCGACGGUGUUUAGGAGAGUUUCUUUGUCUAAGGGAAAUAUUAGGGCUAAGAAGAGAUGGCAUUGUGUGCUGGUGUCUGUGUGUAAAUAUUCGGUCACAACAACUGACUUUGUCCCCGAGCAAGGCAAUGCAGUGUCCCUUAAGUCAUCUAGUAAGACCUAUGGGGGAGGAGGAGGGGGAGCUAAAGGUGAUGAUCGUGAUGCUGGGUUUCUCCUCAAGCCUGCUCCUAAGCCAGUCUUGAUGUCCUCCUCAGGGUCCAAGGGCGAGCCCCUUGCGGUCACUUGGGACCCUGCUUCAAUCGAUGGGGAAGGGGGCUCUUCUGAUGGCGAUACGUUAAAGGCUGUUGAGGAGAGGAAUAAGAUGAUUGAGUCACUCGGAGAGGUGUUGGAGAAGGCAGAAAAACUAGAAACUUCGAGACUGAGUGACCCGGGUAGCAGUAGAGAUAGUGGGGUUGUAAAUAAAUCUACACCAUCUAAUGUAAGUACUGAUUUGGCAAGUGUUAAGUCGACUAAAAAUACUAAAACUUUGAAGAGUGUGUGGCGGAAAGGAGACACGGUCACGCCGAAGGUUGUGAGGGAAUCAUCUGCAAAGCCUAGUAAGGCAAUUGAGAAAGACGAGAUUAAAACAGGGCGAGGGGGAAAGAUAGAAGAGCCUCAAGCAACUACUUCUUUUAGACCCCCCCAGCCACCUUUGCGACCUCAACCAAAAUUACAAGCUAAGCCUUCUGUGGCUUCUCCGCCUGUGAUAAAGAAACCUGUUAUCUUGAAGGAUGUUGGGGCAGUUCCAAAGUCAUCCGUGAUUGAUGAAACUGACACAGAUUCGAAAACUACAGAACGCAAGCCAAUUUUGAUUGACAAAUUUGCUUCUAAGAAGCCAGUGGUUGAUCCUCUGAUUGCUGCGGCAGUCGUAGCCCCUGCACGACCAGGAAGAGGUCCUCCCUCCGGAAAGUUCAAAGAUGAUUAUCGUAAAAGAAAUGUUUCAGCUGGUGGGGGACAGCGGAGACGAAAGGUUGAUGAUGUUGACAUUCCAGAUGAUGUUAAUGUCUCUAUCCCAGGUGCAGCCAUGGCAAGGAAGGGGAGGAAAUGGAGUAAAGCAAGUCGGAAGGCGGCUAGACUUCAGGCUGCCAAAGAGGCAGCUCCUGUCAAAGUAGAAAUUCUUGAGGUUGGCGAAGAAGGUAUGUUGUUGGAGGAGUUAGCCUACAACUUGGCUAUUGGUGAAGGUGAAAUUCUUGGGUAUUUGUACUCAAAAGGGAUUAAGCCUGAUGGGGUGCAAACUCUAGACAAAGAUAUGGUGAAAAUGAUUUGUAACGAGUAUGAUGUGGAAGUCCUAAAUGCUGACCCCAUUAAAUUGGAAGAAAUGGCAAGAAAGAAGGAAAUUUUUGAUGAAGAAGAUCUGGACAAACUACAAGACCGGCCUCCUGUUAUUACUAUUAUGGGUCAUGUGGAUCACGGGAAGACGACCCUUUUGGAUUAUAUUCGAAAGAGCAAGGUAGCUGCAUCAGAAGCAGGUGGGAUUACACAAGGAAUUGGCGCAUAUAAGGUGCUAGUUCCUCUAGAUGGAAAGGUGCAGUCAUGUGUGUUCCUUGACACCCCUGGACAUGAGGCUUUUGGAGCAAUGAGGGCUCGUGGAGCAAGGGUGACGGACAUUGCUAUCAUUGUAGUUGCUGCUGAUGAUGGAAUCCGUCCUCAAACAAAUGAGGCCAUAGCUCAUGCAAAAGCAGCUGGAGUACCGAUGGUGAUAGCUAUAAAUAAGAUAGAUAAAGAGGGAGCUAGUCCUGAACGGGUCAUGCAAGAGCUUUCUUCGGUUGGCCUAAUGCCUGAAGAAUGGGGUGGUGAUAUCCCAAUGGUUCAGAUUAGUGCUCUUAAAGGGGAGAAUAUACAUGAACUUUUGGAAACUGUCAUACUUGUUGCAGAGUUGCAAGAGUUGAAGGCUAAUCCUAAUAGAAGUGCAAAGGGCACAGUCAUUGAGGCAGGUCUUCAUAAAGCCAAAGGACCGCUAGCUACAUUUAUUGUGCAGAAUGGGACUCUUAAAAUGGGGGAUAUAGUAGUUUGUGGAGGAGCCUUUGGAAAGGUGCGGGCCUUAUUUGAUGAUGGAGGAAAUCGUGUUGGGGAAGCAGGACCCUCUAUUCCUGUACAGGUGAUUGGAUUAAAUAAUGUUCCUGUUGCGGGUGAUGAAUUUGAGAUUGUUGACUCCCUCGAAAUUGCACGUGAAAAGGCUGAGUUACGAGUUGAGUCUUUACGAAAUGAUCGUAUAUCUGCUAAGGCUGGUGAUGGAAAGGUUACUCUUUCUUCCUUGGCUUCUGCAGUUUCAACAGGAAAGCUGUCUGGAUUGGACUUGCACCAGCUGAAUAUUGUCAUGAAGGUUGAUCUUCAGGGAUCCAUUGAGGCUGUCAGGCAAGCCCUACAGGUGCUCCCACAAGAUAAUGUCACCUUGAAGUUUCUCUUGCAAGCAACAGGUGAUGUAAGCGCCAGCGAUGUUGAUCUUGCGGUUGCAAGCAAGGCCAUUAUUUUGGGAUUUAAUGUCAAAGCUCCAGGUUCUGUGAAAAGCUAUGCAGAUAACAAAGGCGUCGAGAUUCGACUGUAUAGAGUCAUCUAUGAACUUAUUGAUGAUGUGCGGAAUGCAAUGGAAGGACUCCUAGAGGCUGUUGAGGAUCAAAUAACAAUUGGUUCGGUAGAAGUCCGAGCCGUUUUCAGCAGUGGCAGUGGUCGUAUUGCUGGCUGCAUGGUAACAGAUGGAAAAGUAGUGAAAGGUUGCGGCAUUCGGGUCAUUCGUAAGGGCAGAGUAGUUUAUGUUGGCAUUCUUGAUUCAUUGAGACGGGUUAAGGAAAUUGUCAAAGAGGUAAACGCUGGACUAGAAUGUGGAAUUGGGAUGGAAGAUUAUAAUGAUUGGGAGGUGGGAGAUGUUCUCGAGGCCUUCAGUUCAGUUCAGAAGAAGCGGACCCUUGAAGAGGCAUCGGCUUCCAUGGCAGCUGCGAUUGAAGGAGCAGGAAUUGAACGAUAGAAAAGCAUGUGGCUAUAAAAGUAGCUACAAAGCUUUUCUUGAGGAACCCAAAUGUUUUCUGCCCAAAAAGGUGUACUACUAUCCAACCAGUGCUUUGACAAUGGUAUGAUUGGUUAAUUUCGACCACUUGCAAUUGACUGGAAUGUUGGUGCCAAGAGCAUGAGCUUGUAGUGGCUUGGGUCUUUUGUUGUAUGCUUGUGUUGUACAUAACAUAUCAAAUUUCAGCUUUUUUUAGUUAUUUAUUUUAUUUUAUUUUUUAAUUUUUGUAAAGAGGGAACGUCAAUUCAAGUUGUAAAAUUUCAACGUGGACAGCUUGUAUCAAACUGCAUAAAGACCUCAGGAAAACCAGUAAUUCAUUUUGAUGCUCUUAGUGGAUGCAUUAUUUCUGGAGCAA
This is a messenger RNA of Corylus avellana, 3775 nucleotides long. The record is from RefSeq and is a predicted model, not a curated record. Lineage: Eukaryota; Viridiplantae; Streptophyta; Magnoliopsida; Fagales; Betulaceae.